Cheilinus undulatus (humphead wrasse) is the source of this 3360-nucleotide messenger RNA. RefSeq names its product protein GPR108-like. Gene Ontology annotation, cellular component: Golgi apparatus; membrane. Gene Ontology annotation, biological process: transport. The record is from RefSeq and is a predicted model, not a curated record. The transcript has 18 exons. Lineage: Eukaryota; Metazoa; Chordata; Actinopteri; Labriformes; Labridae. Bases 264 to 1982 code for a protein of 572 amino acids.
GAGCGUUUGCCAUCUACAGCCUAGCUGCUACCGUAUGCGAUGAGGGCACAAAAGAAUCUAAAAACAUAGCACAAGUUGGUAUAAUUUGACAAGAAACGACACGAUAAAAGAGCCAAACUGUUUUUUCAAGGAUUAUCAUAGCUGUGACUCACCUCGUACCCUGUUGGGACUGUUAGCUAGCUGGCUAUUGAGCCAUCUGGCAGACUCUCGCUAGCUAACAUUAGCAGUUGCUCAUCGUUAGCAAGUUGGUCUCUGCCUUGGUGAUGGCUGUGUCACAUAGAGUAUGGUUUCUGGCUGGAUAUUUACUCGUACUACUACUAGCUGGAUGCAAAGCAAGGAUACACAAGCUUUCCCUGAAGAAUGAAAUUCGGUCUGCAGUUGAUCUCAACAACUUUGGUUUCUAUGCCAAUGGGACUCUUGAUGUCAAGCUACAUUCUCUGAUCAUCCCAGAUAAGGCGGUGAACUACAGCCUGAACCCGGUUGGCUUCAGCCUCUCCAGGUCUCGAGUCAAUGGAGUCUUGUCCUACACAGCAGAGGAGCCGGAGAUCUGCCCUCUCACUCUGACAAGUGUGGCAAAUAAAGAGCCUCUCGUCCUUUUUCUUAUUGAUAUCAACACGCUCAGUGUCACUGUAAAAGCUAUGGGUGACCAAGACAACCUGUUGAUAGCAAAGCCAAAGGCUGAAACACCGAAAGUUCAGAGGAAAAGGCAGGCGCCAGCUAAUCCUGGUGAAGCAGCAGGUGAGCCUAAAAAUCAAAAAGCUGACGACAGUGAUGCAGCUAAACCAAAAGAUAACCCUGUUGAGACCCAGGCAGCUGAUCCAAAGCCUAAAGUCGAGCCAGAGGGAAAGACAAAGCCUGCAGUUGAAGACAAGAAAACAGAUGAAAAGGAAUUCCUGCUGGGCAAGACCAAACAGCUGAGUUUAGAUUUGGGCAGAGUGAACAACUCUUACAACUUCAGCUUCCACAUUAUUGUUGGUGAGCUGGCUGAGGGUCUCUACAGCCUCAAGUUUCACUACUGUAAGAACAGGCUGCCUGGGCUCAAACAUCCCUACUCAUUCACUGUGGAGGUUACAGAGAAGAAUCCAGGCGGCUACCUGUCUGCAGCAGAAAUUCCUCUGUCCCGCCUUUAUAUUGGCAUGGCAGGAGUCUUCUUCACCGCUGCCUUAGUCUGGGUGUACACACUCAUGAAGCACAGGUAUAGCGUGUUUAAGAUCCACUGGCUGAUGGCAGCGCUGGCCUUCACAAAGUCUACUUCACUGGUUUUCCACAGUAUCAACUAUCACUUCAUCAACACUGAGGGCCAUCCUAUUGAAGGCUGGGCUGUCAUGUAUUAUAUUACACACUUGCUGAAGGGGGCACUCCUCUUCAUCACACUGGCACUGAUUGGCACCGGCUGGGCUUUUGUUAAAUACAUCCUGUCUGACAAAGAGAAGAAGAUCUUCAUGAUUGUCAUCCCCCUGCAGGUCUUGGCUAAUGUGGCCUACAUCAUCAUCGAGUCAACAGAGGAAGGCUCCAGCGAGUACUAUCUGUGGAAGGAGAUCCUCUUCCUGGUUGACCUCAUCUGCUGUGGAGCCAUCCUCUUCCCUGUUGUCUGGUCAAUCCGUCACCUACAAGAGGCUUCCAGCACAGACGGCAAAGCUGCCAUGAAUCUGGAGAAGCUCAAACUCUUCCGGCAUUAUUAUGUGAUGAUUGUGUGUUACAUCUACUUCACAAGGAUCAUAGCCAUUCUGCUCAAGGUCACCAUGCCUUUCCAGUGGCAGUGGUGCUACGAGUUUCUGGUGGAGGUGUCCACUCUGAUCUUCUUCGUGUUGACGGGUUACAAGUUCAGACCAGCAUCCAAUAACCCGUACCUGCAGCUCCCCCAGGACGAGGAGGACGUGGAGAUGGAUGAAGUAGUGACUGAGUCGGGUGCAUUGGAGGGGAUUUCCAAAGUCAAGAAAACAUCAAAUGGACGUGAUCGCCAGAAAGAGUCCACCUUGUGAGCAGGGAGCUGUGUUUUUAGGGGCUGGAGGCGGGGGAGACCCAACAGAAACAUCCCCUGGGAUACACAUGGACCAAGGCUCCCCAACAUCUCCCCACAGUGACGGCUUUCCUUUAGUAACUCUUGAAGUGGUUGCAGCCCACUGUCUGGCUAUGCAAAAAACAAAAGACUUACUCUGUUUCCUUGGAGCACUCCACCCAGAAACUCUGAAAGCACGAGCUCCUGCCACAUGGAUGGGUGGAGCUACGGAGAGGAGCUCUGAUGCUCUUCAGUCUCUCUCUCUCUUUCUCUCUCUCGCUCUCUCUCCAAAGAUAAUGAUCAUUUUAGAGGAAGCUUUGCUUUCCUUCGUGUUUAUAUUUAAAAAUGGAACUUCUGCGAGCCUCCUAGCUGUACCUUUUGGUGUGUGAUGUGAGUCCAGAUGUGUGUGUGAAUGUGGGACAACCCAACAUUUUGACAACCGUUUUUCUCUUCCCUUUGGAGACAAUGGCCCACACUCAGGUAAAGGGUGGUCAAUAUGUACUUCAAGUUUAGACAGCUACCAAUCAUUUUUCUCUCCAACUGAUCAUUCCCAAAUACUACAGUUAGUUUUUCUUCAAACUCAAAUUUUAUAUUGAAAUAUACAGAUGUGAAAGCCUGUAUAGUUCAAUACAGUUACUUUUAUAUUGAAAUGUUAAGUUUCAGUAUUAUUGUAAUGUUGGAGAGAUUUUUGCAGUCUUUAAAAGGACUGCUGCUGUAAUUUAGUGCUUUAGUGGUUGACGUCAUUCAACAAACAGGAUUUUGGAUGAGUCUCCUGAGCAGUGGCCCAUAUUGUGCUCAAACACAGCCUUUUUCUCCUUCUUUUGUUCUAUUUUGGCCACGCUGGGCUGAGAAGUGACCUAAUCCAUUUUUUUUAUUUAUCAGCAUUUGGUUUUACCUUCCUUGCUCUUGAUGUGAAGCUUAUUUUAUUAAUUAUUGAAGACAUAAUGGUACAAGAUCAGUUUUGUGUGCUGCAGCAGGGCGGGCGGGGCGGAGUAGACGGCCAUUUGUAAAUAAUUUACAGAGGAAGACUGUUGAUACAAAAGGAGGCACAUAACACUUUGAUAAGAAAUGCUUUGAGGCUUUAGAGACAGUAACAGUGACACAGGCUCAGUUUCAAUGAGAUUUUUUGAUUCCUUUAAUUGACUGAGGGGACGAUUAUGUGAGGAAUCAAGGAAAGACUACUGAGAUUUGACUGCAGACGCUCCUGUACAGAGUUUACAGACUGUCGCUGGGUCUUCAGGCUCUGAGAGGACAGCAGGAAACAGUCUACAAACCAGAGGAGCAGAAACGUUUAGUGCUGGUUACAGAGGAUGUUUAUGUCUGUGUGAACUGUCACAAUAAAGCUGGUGUUCUGGAAAAGA